UAGGCAUACAUCACCACUUUGUUCUUUAUGGUCUGAUGGAGUAUCUGGGCAGAAAGUUUGUCUGACAUUUCCCCAUACUUGCUUCUUUGCCCGAGUUCCUAUUGAUUUGUCUGGACUUUAAAAGAAGUCUUUUUACUAUCAUCACAUAGCUUUGACCGACAGUUCCUGGCGGAUGAGGUUCUGCAGCUACUGGAUCGUUUCUACAACAUAGAGAUGCUGAAAUCAGAUGCUGAGGACAUUGACAUUCUUAACCACUAGGAAGACUUUACCUUGCCUCAGAGUUUCUUUGAUAUGGAAGAACAGUGACAGAAGAAGAAGAAGUGUUCUUUGCUUCCUUUCCAUGCCUCUUUCUGUAUAUAGUUGGUUAGGUUUGUCCCCAACUCUUAAUAUAGAACCAUCAGAGCACUACUGAUCUUUUUAACUCUGUCAAAUAGUUUAAUAGAAACAAGCUUUUUGUUCUCUUUUCAUGAUGUCAUUUAAAUCCGUUGUGUUUGUUUGUUUGGAUGGAUGGAAAAUUUUAAUAAUGCAGCUGAUUGGUCUGUAUAUUGGAAAUGUAAAAUGUAUCUGAACAAAUCAAAUAACAUAAAUAGGAUAUUUGAUAUCAUGAGAUUGACAACAAAAAAAAGAACGAAAAAUGUAAUUUGAAAAAAAAAAACAGUAUAGGAUUGAAUUCAAUUGUCUCUGAUCUCAUUUUCCUUCUGAUGAAACCAAGCUAUGCAACUUAAUAGAAAUGUCUUAUUCAACUUCCAAAGCCUUUGAUCAGUUCUGAAAACAAAUAAACAAAACAACAUGAUCUCUUGACCCAAACAAGAACAGUUCAUACUCAUUAUUACAUGUUGAUUACCUCUGUGACUUCUGCAGACUUAGACUCUUCUUUCUUGGGUUCAUCGGUCUUGAUGUUUUCUCCUGAAAAUAAAUCAAGAUCCAUUAUUAAACCAUCUCCAUAUGAGAUGGUAGGUAAAACGAACACACAGUCCCUACUAAGUAAUACAUUCACACACCUCCACUUCUCUUUCAACUUAUGGUAUUUUCUUCUCAUGAGUGUAUAUGAACAAUACAAUUGAAAAUUAUAUAAGCUAAUUAUUGUCAAUAACCCCGCGCUUGCGCGGGGCCAAGUCCCUAGUUGAUAUAAUUUGGCGAUAAAAUACUACGAAUGUGUGUAACUCGUGACAAAUAUAUUAAUGGGCCAGUACAAUAAUUCAUGUCUAUAAAUACACAACUCAGAACCGUUACAGAUACACUUGAAAAAGAAAAAAAAAUGUUUACCGAAGAAAAAAAAAAUACAAACUAUGGAACAAUAUUUGUCUACUGCUUCUUCUGUCUUGUUUUCAUCGUGGAAGUAGUAAGAUUUGCAAAACCUUACUACAACCUUCAAAACCUAAUGGAGACAGAAGCAGUACUCGAAGAAGGAUUGUUGGACGCGGGGAUACUUCCUUGUAACAUUAGGAGCUCUGUCUCUGUUCCUGCUAGGAAUCACAAAAAGCUCUCGGCAACAAUAAGGGAAGAGACGAGAACUCGUCCUCCAGUUACGUACUGUGUGAAGUUCGAGUCAUUUGACACAAUGUCUAAACUGGUCAAAGACAACGGUGACAAGUACGAGUCACAUCCUUUCUCAGGUGGAUACAAUUGGACGUUCUUAGUCUACCCAAAUGCGGACAAGCCAGUGGGCUCGGGUGGAUACGUUUCGCUAUACGUUAAAAUCGAUAACUCAAGCUUCAUCGAGAAUCAGAACGAAGUGUAUGCAUGGAUCAGAUUCCUCACCUAUAAAAGCACUACGGACACGUACCAUGAGUUCUAUGUGACUGACGCGCAGAGGUUUCACUUGUUUAAACAAGAGUAUGGAAUGCUAAACUUUCUUGAGAUUGGGUAUUACCAAACUCCGGUCCAUGGAUUCAUUUUCAACGGCGGGCAGAGUGUGUUUGGCGUUGACAUCGUGGUUUCUAAUCCCCCUCUAUGGGAGGAUGUCUCUUAUGAAGAAAACAUUCCUGGCCCUGCUAUCGGCUGGAGAAUCUACAACUUCAGUAGCGGCGAGCAUGACUCUUACACUUCUAACCCGUUUUCUUCUGGAGGAAGAAACUGGGUAAUGAAAGUUUAUCCAAAUGGAGUUGGGACUGGAAAGGGUAAUUCGUUGUCAAUUUAUUUGUUGAGUGCGUCAAACAAAAAGGGUUACGUGAAAGCCAAGUUUAGAGUUAUUAACAAGACCCCAUCCAAAAAUGUGGAGAAACAAGUGGAGGGAUGGCCCAAUGCCGAACAAAAUGGAUGGGGUGUCGACAAACUUAUAUCUAUUGCAGAUGUCCAAGACCCGUCCAAAGGUUUCCUCGUCAACGAUGCCAUCAAAGUUGAAGUCGAGAUCAUGGCUUUCACUUGAGCCGACUCCAUCUAUAACUAAGCGCUUAAGAUAAUCUCAAAAUCAUCACUUGUACGUUUGUUGCUUUUCCUUUAAUAACCGGAUGGAUGUAGUUCCACGGGUGGCCAAGUGAAUAUGAAUCACUAUCACUAUGGUUCACUAUUUAUGUUUCUGUGCAAUAAUAAAGAGUCCGAGCUUUUUUCUUUGUAAAACUUGAUCAGUAUCAAAAGAUCACAUUAAACACUUAAACUUGAUAGGGUUCGAUAUAUAAAUGAUCAAAGAAAAGCUCACAAGGAGAGGGAGAAAGCAACAUCAACAUAUGUAGCUCGAAGAGAUGAUAUGAGACGGAACUAGGGUUUUAUGUAUCUUACAUAACAAUUUUUCUCUCUCUCUGUAUCAACUAUUAAGACCAUAACUAAUCCGGGUUUUUAGGGUGGGGUCAUUAGCUUCAGCUAUGAAUUAUUUCUUAGUUUUUAACUAAGAAAAGAAAAGAAUCAACUCUUACGAUAAAAUAUAUAAGAACCGGUUCUUAGCUGAAAAGUAUAAAAAAAAUGUCAAAUCAUGUGUUAAAAAUUUCAAAUUAAGAAUCCGGUUUAAACAUGCUCUAAGAAUAUUAUACAAGAGUUGAUUAUAGAAAUAGUAUUCUUCUUCGUCGUAGCAACAAUAAAUAGUAUUCUUCAAAUUGUAGUUUUGCAAUUGUCGUAUUAUUAUUUAAUCAUUAUCCCUUAAAUUACACGUUUACGUUGCUUUUGUUUUUUUACGUUUACGUCGCUUAUCAGAAUCCCUUAUAUAUUAAAAGAGAAGCAUUGUAAUAAAUGCAUUCACAUUAUAAUAGACACG
Brassica napus (rape) is the source of this 3187-nucleotide messenger RNA. Its product is annotated as probable inactive serine/threonine-protein kinase fnkC. The coding region runs from base 1202 to 2368 and encodes 388 amino acids. NCBI's taxonomy places the organism in Eukaryota, Viridiplantae, Streptophyta, Magnoliopsida, Brassicales, Brassicaceae. The record is from RefSeq and is a predicted model, not a curated record. Gene Ontology annotation, molecular function: protein binding. The transcript is spliced from 6 exons.